This is a messenger RNA of Medioppia subpectinata, 587 nucleotides long. The record is from the annotation of a GenBank genome assembly. NCBI's taxonomy places the organism in Eukaryota, Metazoa, Arthropoda, Arachnida, Sarcoptiformes, Oppiidae.
UCGAGACAAUUGACAUCGAAGUGGACAAAGAAAUGUUUGACGUGAAUGUCUUCGGACUCAUAAAUCUGACACGAAUUGUAUUGAGAUAUUUUCUCGACAAUCACAUGAAAGGACAUUUUGCGGUCACUUCGAGUACUGCUGGAAAAUUAGGUGUUCCCAACUCUGGCUCUUAUACGGCAUCCAAACACGCUCUACACGGUUACUACGAGUGUCUUCGAGUGGAGGCCCAGUCGAGAGGAAUAUCGAUCACAAUGCUAUGUCCCGGACCCGUCUUCUCACGCGUUCUCGAGAACGCGAUGUCAAACAAAUUGGACUCAAGUCAUGAAGUGGUCACUCAUAGUAAAGAUAAUAAACGAUUGGCCACUUCUCGAUGCGCUCAUCUCAUGGCUACAGCCAUUGCCAACACAUUGGAUGAGCGUUCAACACUUGGUUUGUCCAUCACUUCCCGGGAACCGAUUGCCCGACCAAAUGACUCGACAGAUGUGCUCCAACGGGUGGAUCAACUGUUUGGCGGUGUAUUGUGUGGUACUGGCGGUGACACUAACGCCGACCCAAUGUCUGAGAUUUCAUUUACAGCCAAACACUAA